CGAGGAGAGAGCGAGGGGCAGAGGGAAGAUACCGUGGAGUGGACCCCCUUUCUCUGUUCCUUUGGUGCUUUUAAACCAGUAUCCGUGAACACACCAUCCAGCGUCUGAUAACCCCGUCAUCAGAUAGGUCCGGUAUGUUUCGGGGAUGCUCUUUCCCUCCCUGCAGAUAUGCUCUCCGUGAGAAAGAAGAAAAUCCCCACCGGGAAUCACUGCCGUUGUGUUAGCUAUUAUUACUCCGAGGAGCUGUUUGAACAGUGGGACGGAGAGGGAGCUAGAGACUCUUCUCUCCAGCUCCAGCUGCCAUCUACUCCUCCUGCUCCUCCCCUCUCCUCCUCCUCCUCCUUCACCAGAACCACUUCUCUUUCUCAUCACAUCAAGAGCAUUUCGGAGAUGUGAGGAAUAGGAAGAGAUUGGUGAUAUUGAGCAGCCUGUGCAUUGACACGACCUCUUCACCUCAUCUUCAGCAUGAAUGGUGAUAUGCCUCAUGUUCCCAUCACUACUCUUGCUGGAAUUGCUAGCCUGACAGAUUUGUUGAACCAGCUGCCUUUGCCCUCUCCUCUCCCUGCCACCACUGCUAAGAGCCUGCUCUACAAUGGAAGGAUCUCAGAUGAGGUCAGCAGCCUCCUGGUGUGUCGGGACGAGAAUUUGGUGACUCAGCUGGCGCAAAGCCUCAACCAGGUCUCCACAGAACACAUAGAGUUAAAGGACAACUUGGGGAAUGAUGAACCCGAGGGUGAAAUGCCAAUGCUUCUUCAAACUCUACUGUCCAGGGACCCCAAAAUCUUCAGGGACAAAAGUGUACUGCAGCAGCCGUUGAUACAACAGUAUAAGGUGCCUCAGAAUCAGGUGCAUGGGAGUCCAGGAUCCAACUAUCAGCAAACCACUGUCGCUCAAAGUCCCUCUGGAUGCUUUACAUCCCAGCAGUCUGGAUCAGGUCCUAGGUUCAUACCCCAGCAGAACAGCCCUAUACCCAGUCCUUACACCCCUCAGAGUCCUGCAGACUUUAUGCAGUACAACCCACAGUAUUCUCAACACCAACAGACUCAGCAAGUUGCCAGUGUUGUGAGGAAUUCCCAUGACAACAAGGUCUCUGGACAGCUGUCAAGUAAUUCAUCUCAUCAUAAUGCGAGGCUAGGCUCAGAUGAAGACUACAUGAACAUGGCUCACAGACUGGGACAUGAGGAGAAUGACCCCUCCAUGAGGGCCUCCAAGUUUCCGGUUAAAUCACCACAGCCUGUGUUCCCUGCUGGGAGUGAGGAGGCCGUGAAAAAGUCCCGGCGUUCUCUCAUCAUGCAGUCACCUCCACCUGAUAUGCCACCAGAUGCAGCUCCUGACCUGCUCCUCACCUCCCCUGACCGCAAGAGGAAGCAGAAAGAAAGGAGGUAAGAAGAAAACAAGCAGAUGGAUAACAGUGCUUUUUAUGGCAUUGUUAGUUCUCCGAUAAAAGACUCACCCCGGCUGACUCUGAAACUGACAAGAGUGAAGAGUCCGGACGUGGAUCCGUCAAUAUCAGCUCAUGAAACCGAUUUGGUGAACAACACUGAUCAGUUAUCUAGAACUGCCCAGGAUUUGUCACACAAGUUCGGUGCUGAGAGCAGGCAGAAUCUCAGCAUGCUCCAGGGGGCAAAUACCAAGGAAGCCGGAGUCAUUGCCGUGUUUGAUGAUGCUGAGAUCGACACACUCGUGGAGAUUAGGAGAAUAGAGCGCGAGUCAGCAAAUGAGAGGGAACGGUGUUCUAAAGAAGUCCAGGAUAAGCUAAGCUACAUUCUUUUUUAUGCAGAUAAACCACUUAAAAAACGAAAGCAAGACUCAUAUCCUCAGGAAUCUGGAGCUGCAAGUGACGGGCCUACUGCACAUGGGGGCAACACGGACAGCAAGCUGACACCCAAGAAGACGAAUGCCGCAAGUAAUGGUUCCAGUCGGCCAGCUUUGAUGGUCAGUAUUGAUCUGCAACAAGCUGGCAGACUGAUAAGACAGCCUGUAGUGGUCCUGGAGCCCCAGCAGUUGUGUGAGGACCACCUAAGGCGGAUAAAGUCAAAGGGUGAUGGAAAGGUGGAUAAAGUUGUUGAAAGCAGACCUGAGAUCAUCAAACAGCAUUCAGACAAGCGGAAGUCGGGCUCAGACGGGCAACUGGAAAACCCCAAACAGAAGCAGGACAGUCGACGCGAAUCCAAACACAGGCAUGACGGUAGAACUGACAGCAGUAAGGGACACUUGGAGGAUGGACGGCCAGACACACCUCGGCAGAGACACGAGAAGCAUUCAGACUCAGGCCACAAAGAAGAAAAGAACCAUGACGGACACAGAGCCAAUGUUGGACAACACAAGACUCCAAAAAGCACGAGAGAGGCGGAGUGUAACUCUAGAAAUGGAGAAGAGAGAGCACGUGAUAAAGAUAAAGAUAGAGAGAGGGACAAAGAUAAAGAAAGGGAUAAGGAUAGGGAAAGAGAUAAGGACAAAGAAAGAGAUAAGGAUAAAGAAAAAGAUAAGGAGAGAAAAGAUAAGGAGAGAGAAAAAGAUAAGGAGAGAGAAAAAGAUAAGGAGAGAGAAAAGGAUAAGGAGAGAGAAAAGGAUAAAGACAGAGAAAAGGAUAAAGAGAGAGACAAAGAUAAGGAGAGAGAAAAGGAUAAGGAGAAAGAAAAAGAUAAGGACAGAGACAGAGAUAAAGACAGAGAUAGAGACAGGGAAAGAAAAAACAAAACAUUAUCCAGUGAAAACUCCAACAGACACCUCCCUGACCAGAAUAAUAAACCUGAAAGCGCUAGAAUUAAGCAAGAUGGAAGCAGAAAAUCCAGUGACCUCAAUGGCCGACAGAGGACAGACAGUUCCAGCCAUCAAAAUGCUCAACAUAGAGACGAGACAAAAAGUGGGGACCGUGAAGCGAGCGUCCAAGCGUCAAAAAAGCAGGAGACAAAAUCCAGCGAGUUUCCCUCAUACCUGCUGGGUGAAAAGAAAGGAAGUCUGAAGAACUUUGUGAUUCCUAAAUAGCGGGAUGGGAAAGACAAAGAUCCUCCGCUUCCAAGCCAGCUGAAAGAUGUCUGGGCAGAACCCAGAGUCAGGCUGGAGAGGGUGUCACUGAUAGAGAAUCUAAACAAAGGAGCUAAGCCUGUGGUGGUGGUUCAGAAACUCAGCCUCGAUGAGGUAAAGAGCAUCAUUAAGGAAAGCAGGAAUCCACACAAACCCCACUUUGACAAAUCAGGGAGAGAAAUGCCCUUUAAUGAGAAGUCAAACAAGCGAAGGCACAGCAUGAUCAGUAAGAAAUCUAAGUAUGCUGAAGUGGACACAGAUGAAGAGGAAGAGGAAGGCUCUGGCAAUGAGUCUGCAAAAAAAAAGCACAAGAGAGACCAUGACAAGACUUGGAAACACGAAGAGAAGAGAGGUUCAGGAGAGCACCGUCGAAGUGGUGUUCAUAACUCUCGCAAGGGGGGGAGCAGCCGUCACCGUGAAUGGAACUCAGAUAAUUCAGAUGACGAAUGUCCUACACCAAGCCUUGGUGAUGUUGCCAAAAAACUGAAGAACAGAAGCAGAAAACAGGAAAGCUACAACUCUAAGCUGACACACGAAGAAAUAAUGGAUUCCUCCACGUACAAGAGAUUCAUAGCCAGUGUUGACAACAUCCUUGAGAGCCUUGAGGACGUGGACCUCACUGCUGAAGAUGACGAUGAUGAGAUACCCGAAGAGCUUCUGCUUGGAAAGCACCAGUUGGGCGAGCUAGGCAGUGAUUCUGAGAAACUCAAAGCCAUGGGUGCCUUUCCACAGUUUCCCUCUGGAAAACUGGUGAAAAUCAUGAAUAUCCUGGAGAAGAACAUUCAGGACAGCGUCAAACUUUCCACCUUAAUGAAUCAUGGUAACGAUUCAAUGGAUGAGGAGCGUCUGUGGCGUGACCUUAUCAUGGAGCGGGUGUCCAAGUCUGCUGAUGCCUGUCUGACUGCACUUAACAUUAUGACAUCUCCACACAUGCCCAAGGCUGUUUACAUAGAGGACGUGAUCGAGCGGGUGCUGCAGUUCACAAAGUUCCACCUGCAGAACUCUUUGUACCCUCAGUAUGACCCGCUCUACAGGCUGGACCCACAUGGAGGUGGCUCGCACGGUUCAAAGUCCAGGAGAGCAAAAUCGUCCUCCACAAAACAGAAGGUGGUCGUCACACUUACACAAAGUGUGUGAUAUGUCAGCAACAUUGCCGAGCUCCUGGAGAUCCAGCUGCUAACAGACACAACCAUCCUCCAGGUGUCCACUCUGGGUAUCACUCCAUUUUUCGUGGAGAAUGUCAAUGAGCUGCAGCUCUGUGCCAUCACACUUGUGACAGCUGUGUUCUCACGAUACGACAAACACAGGCAGCUCAUCCUUGAGGAGAUCUUCACUUCCCUGGCUAGACUGCCUACAAAUAAACGCAGCCUCAGGAACUUCAGGCUGAACAGCAGUGAUUCAGAAGGAGAUCGUUUGUACAUCCAAAUGGUGACAGCUCUGGUUUUACAGCUCAUCCAGUGUGUGGUAAACCUCCCAACAGAGGACAGAUUCAGGGAUGAACCUAAAAAGAAGGUAAGUGGAUAUAAAGACGUUUUUAUCACAAACUCUUAUGAGAUGGCCAUGAGGACAGCUCAGAACUUCCUCUCAGUGUUUCUCAAGAAGUGUGGCAGUAAGCAGGGUGAGGAGGACUACAUGCCUCUGUUUGAGAACUUUGCAGACCUGCUGUCUACCAUCAACAAGCCUGAGUGGCCUGCAGCUGAACUGCUGCUCAGUCUACUGGGCCGGCUGCUGGUGCACCAGUUCAGCAACAAGCAGACAGAGAUGGCACUCAGGGUGGCUUCACUGGACUACCUCGGCACUGUCGCGACAAGCCUGCGUAAAGAUGCUGCUAGCAAGAUGGACCAAAAGUCUAUUGACCGCAUCCUCAGAGAGACUAAGGCAACGAUGGAGACCCAACAACCAACGGCCUUGCUAGGCUACCUGGAUGAGAACAUUGAGACGGAUCCAGCCCUACUAUUUGCCAAGAAGUUUUACAUUGCCCAGUGGUACAGGGACACAACCAGUGAGGCUGAGAAGGCAAUAAAGUCUCAAAAUGACAACGAUGAGGACGGCAGAGGUCGACAUUACUCUCAAGAUGUUGACUCAACAGAGAUCAUGCAGAGGGCUGAGUCAAGAAAGAAAUUCCUCCGCAAGAUCAUCAGGAUACCACCAUCACAAUUAAGCGCUCUAAGAUUAAACUCUGACACUGUGGAUUACGAGGACUCCUGUCUGAUUGUCAGAUAUCUGGCCUCUAUGAGGCCGUUCGCACAGAGCUUUGAUAUUUAUCUAUCACAGAUUCUGAGAGUGCUGGGUGAGAGUGCCAUUGCUGUCAGAACUAAAGCCAUGAAGUGUCUGUCUGAAGUAGUCGCUGUCGAUCCAAGCAUUCUAGCACGGUUGGAUAUGCAGCGUGGCGUUCACUGUCGCCUCAUGGACAACUCCACCAGUGUGCGAGAGGCUGCCGUGGAGCUCCUCGGCCGUUUUGUGCUCAGUCGACCAGAGCUCAUUGAACAGUACUAUGACAUGCUCAUAGAAAGGAUUUUGGACACAGGCAUCAGUGUUCGAAAGAGGGUCAUUAAGAUCUUGAGGGACAUUUGCCUGGAGCAGCCAGACUUUCACAAGAUCACUGAGAUGUGCGUCAGAAUGAUCCGGAGGGUCAAUGACGAAGAGGGGAUCAAGAAACUGGUGAAUGAGACAUUCCAAAAACUGUGGUUCACCCCCACACCCAGCCAUGACCAAGAUGCCAUGACCCGGAAGAUCCUAAACAUCACAGACGUGGUGUUAGCGUGUAAAGAUUCCGGCUAUGACUGGUUUGAGCAGCUUCUCCAAAAUCUGCUGAAAUCAGAAGAGCAAGCAUCAUACAAACCUGCCAAGAAGGCCUGUAUUCAGCUGGUGGACAAUCUAGUGGAACACAUACUGAAAUACGAGGAGUCUAUUGCAGACUGUGAGGACAAAGGGGUCAACUCAGGUCGUCUGGUAGCAUGCAUCACCACUCUGUACCUGUUCAGCAAGAUCAGAGCACAGUUGAUGGUGAAGCAUGCCAUGACUAUGCAGCCCUACUUGACCACCAAGUGCAACACUCAAAACGACUUCAUGGUGAUUUGUAACGUGGCAAAGAUCCUGGAGCUGGUUGUGCCUCUGAUAGAGCAUCCGAGUGAGACUUUCCUCACUACCUUAGAGGAAGACUUGAUGAAGCUCAUCAUCAAAUACGGCAUGACGGUUGUGCAGCACUGUGUGAGCUGUCUUGGUGCUGUCGUGAACAAGGUCACACACAACUACAAGUUUGUCUGGGCUUGUUUCAAUCGGUACUACGGGGCUCUUGCAAAACUGAAGACACAGCACCAAGAAGACUCCAGCAGCGCCACUCUGGCUACUAACAAACCUACUCUCCUGCGCUCACUGUUCACCGUGGGGGCUCUCUGUCGACACUUUGAUUUUGACAUGGAGGAGUUCAAGGGGACCAGCAAGAUCGUCAUCAAGGACAAAGUGUUGGAGCUUCUCAUGUACUUUACAACUCAUGAAGAUGAGGAGGUCCAGAUUAAGGCCUUGAUAGGUCUAGGCUUCCAGUUCAUCAUGCACCCGGAGCUCAUGUUUGUGCAGGAUCUGAAGGUUCUGUAUAACAACACACUGUCAGAUGAGAGCAGUUUGGUCAAUCUGAAGAUCCAGGUGUUAAAAAACCUGCAGACUUACCUGCAAGAGGAGGACUCCCGAAUGCAGGAGGCUGAUCGCGAAUGGAAGAAUCAAUCCAAGCAGGAGGAUCUGAAAGAACUGGGAGACAUUGCAUCUGGCAUGAGCAGCUCCAUUAUGCAGAUCUACCUGAAGCAGGUGCUGGAGUCCUUCUUCCACUCACAGUCCACUGUCCGACACUUUGCCCUGAGUGUGAUCACUCUGACUCUCAGCCAGGGCCUCAUCCAUCCUGUACAGUGCGUGCCCUACUUGAUCGCCAUGGGAACAGACCCUGAGCCAACCAUGAAGAACAAGGCCGAUCAACAGCUGGUGGAGAUUGACAAGAAGUAUACAGGCUUCAUCCAUAUGAAGGCUGUAGCAGGAUUGAAGAUGUCCUUCCAGGUACAGCAGGCUAUAAAUGGAUCUAAAGUCUCAGUGGUCAGAGGUUUUCGCCACGAGGACUCAGACGCUGCACUCUGCUCUCAUCUGUAUUCAAUGGUCCGUGGGAACCGACAGCACAGACGGGCUUUCCUCAUCUCCCUGCUCAACCUGUUUGAUGACAGCUCUAAAACCGAGGUGAACAGGCUUCUGUUCAUAGCAGACAACCUGGCCUGCUUCCCCUACCAGACCCAGGAGGAGCCUCUUUUCAUAAUGCACCACGUAGAUAUAACUCUCUCCGUCUCUGGCAGCAACCUGCUCCAGUCUUUCAAAGAGUGUUUGCGGAAAGGUCCCGUGCAGCAAGUGAAGAAAACGAUGAAGGCCAAGAAGAAGAAGAAAAAGAAGAAGAAGAAGAAGAAGAAGAAGCAGUCUAGGAAGAGGAAACACAGCUCUGAUGAGGAGGAGGAGGCGAGCAGUUGCAGUUCCUCCAGCAGCAGCAGCAGCAGCAGCAGCAGCAGUAGUAGUAGUAGCAGUGAAGAGGAAGUGGAAGAAAAGAAGAAAAAACCCACGGCGUGUGAUUCAGACUCUGACUUAGAGGACGAGGAUGCAGUGAUGGCCCGUCUACCUGAGAACCCGGUCCCUCUGCUGGACUUUGCCAGUGCUUCACAGGGAAUUCUCCUGCUGCUGGUGCUCAAACAGCAUCUGAAGAACCUGUACGGCUUCUCAGACACCAAAAUCCAGAAAUACUCACCAACAGAGUCCGCCAAAGUGUACGACAAAGCAGUGAACAGGAAGUCUAAGGUGCACUUCAACCCUCGCCAGACAGUGGACUACCUGAAGAGUGAUGUGUCCAACAUGGAUCUCAGCGACGACACCAAGAGGAAUAUUGUGAAACAGUAUUUGGACUUCAAGGUUCUUAUGGAGCACUUGGAUCGUGACGAAGAAGACGAGGAGGGAGAAGCAAGUGCCAAUGCCAGAAACAAAGCCAUCACUUCGCUGCUGAAGGGCCCGAAGCCCGUAAACCACCACCACAAUAAUCACAAAGCCCCGGUGGAGUCAGACGAUGAGGACAGUGAGGAUGAAGACCCUCCUGUGCGGAAAUCAAAAAAAGGCGGGGACUCUGCAGAAGAUUCAGGUCAUAUGAACGAGAAAGUGGAGGCCAUGGACGUCAUUGCCAUCUGCCGUCCCAAAUACAAAGACAGACCACAGAUUGCCAGGGUCGUCCAGAAGACCAAGAAUGGCUACAGCAUACACUGGAUGACUGGAACGUACUCUGGGCCCUGGACCGUGGCAAAGAAACGGGAUGGUCGCAAAAAGGUGCCUUGGGUCGACACAAUCAAGGAGUCAGACAUUAUUUACAAGAAAAUCUCCUUGACCAAUGGGCAAAAGCUGUCGAACAAAGUGGCACAGACGUUACGGGCAAUAUAUGCUGCUAAGGAGGGGAGUAAGAGUUAAUCGACUGGAAUGACUCACGCAGGAACCCCUCACAGCCCCAAUCCACAUUGAUCCGAUAUGUUCCAGAGAGAAGAUGAAGCUUCUUAAGAUUUCAGGACCUGGUGGAGAAGAAGUAUUAAGAAGACCGGUCUGUUUCAAUACGGGCAUGUUUCAGUUAGACCCAAGACAAAAGAAGGAGAUGUUUGUGAAAAAACAUUGUGUGGGAGUUCCUUCGCUGUUGUGCAGCAACUUUGUUGUUUGAUUUUUACUCCCACUGUAUCAUAGUUUAACUAAACACAUGUUUAUAUCUGAACAUAAUUCUGUAAAAAUUAAACUGAAUGUUGGAAAUUAGUGUAUCGAUGAUGUUCUUAAUAAAGUGUUUUUGGAGUUUAAACUAGCAUCAGUUGGAUUUAUUCACUUGACCUGAGCUCUGACAACUUUUAAUCCUCUUUGUUUCUUGUUCGAGACACUUUAGUUGUCCACCAACACUGUGUAAUGGAGUAUCUUUGAUAUAAUUUAUUUAUGUUAAGAGCAGUGCAGUAUGUGUGCCUAUAUGAGGGGGCGAUAUGUCGUUUUUAAUAUAGGUUUUGAUGUAGUAGAACACCGAACAAGAACAAAAUUGAUCCCCACGCUCUUCUGGAUGAACAAAUACUGCAAUAAAUUUCUUAUGUCUUUGUUA
Molecule: messenger RNA, 9160 nt
Organism: Notolabrus celidotus (New Zealand spotty)
Lineage: Eukaryota; Metazoa; Chordata; Actinopteri; Labriformes; Labridae
Product: nipped-B-like protein B
Biological process (GO): replication-born double-strand break repair via sister chromatid exchange; heart morphogenesis; establishment of mitotic sister chromatid cohesion
Cellular component (GO): Scc2-Scc4 cohesin loading complex
Molecular function (GO): chromatin binding
Source: RefSeq, a predicted model, not a curated record